GCGGAUCACGUGAUCCGGUGACGUAGCCGCUGGGUUUCUCACCGCCCGCCAUAUCUACAGUUUGGUGACGUUCUUUCUUUUCCGCGCCUUUGUACAGAUUUUUAGCUUCAAAGUCGACGUUUAAGACACAUUUUAGGUCCCACAAUGGCCACAGGUGCCAAUGCUACUCCUCUAGGACGGCUUCACCCUCUUCUAUCGAGUGGAGGAACGAAGAGAUCGGCCGACGAAGAGAGUUCUGGUGGAAAUUGGAAUGAUAGGGAAAGCAGGUCUAAGAAGCGGCGUAGUCGUUGGCAACAAGAUGUCGACAAAAAGACCAUCAUCCCAGGAAUGCCAACUGUCAUUCCUCCAAACCUCCCUAAAGACCAAGAAAGACAGUAUUUAGUUCAUCUGCAAAUUGAGGAAAUUUCCCGCCGGCUUCGCACUGGAGAUCUGGGCAUCCCUCCCAACCCCGAAGACAGUGGUCUUUCGUACAGCAGUAUGACGGGACAGGAAUAUACAAGACAGAGGUCGCCCUCCCCGGAGCCCAUCUACAACAGCGAGGGAAAGCGGCUGAACACACGCGAGUAUCGCACGCGGAAGAAACUGGAGGAGCAGCGACACAACCUCAUACAAGAGGCGCUGCGGCUCAACACGGACUUCAAACCUCCUGCGGACUACAAGCCGCCGGUGACCAGAGUGAGUGAUCGAGUGAUGAUCCCGCAAGAAGAACACCCAGACAUUAACUUUGUCGGCCUGCUGAUUGGCCCACGUGGAAACACGCUGAAGAAGAUAGAGAAAGAUACCGGAGCGAAGAUCAUGAUUCGUGGGAAGGGUUCCGUGAAGGAGGGAAAGAUCGGACGGAAGGACGGACAGCCUCUCCCCGGCGAAGACGAACCCCUCCAUGCCCUCGUCACCGCCAACAACGCCGAGUCCGUACGCAAGGCCGUUGACGAGAUCAAAAAGAUUCUGCGGAUGGGAAUCGAGACGCCGGAGGGGCAAAAUGAUUUGAAGAGAAUGCAGCUUCGCGAGCUCGCGGCGCUCAACGGGACGCUACGGGAUGGUGAAAUAGCCAGGUGCACGAACUGCGGUUCUGCCGAACAUCGCACCUGGCAGUGCCCCGAGCAGCGGAACAUCACCAACAACGUGGUGUGUACCAUGUGUGGCGGCGCGGGACAUAUCGCCUCUGACUGUCGGCAGAAGAGGCCUGGUGAAAUGGGAGGAGUGAACCCUGUCUCUGGAGUAGACAAGGCCAAGAUGGACAGUGAAUACAUGUCCCUGAUGGCUGAGCUGGGAGAGGGGCCGCCGCCGCCCUCUUCAGGCCCUGGCAACCGUGGGCCACCACCUAACCGCGGACCCCCACCAAACAUUGGCAACCGGCCCCCUUGGAUGAGUGGACCCCCCAAGGCCAUAGGAGCCCCUCCUGGAGGCCCACCCCCUCCCGUUCCCCCACCCCCUAACGUCCCCAGCAUGGUGCCCCCUCCCCCCACCAGUAUGUCGGGCAUGCCACCCCCCUCCAGCAACGCUAACAUGCCCCCCUGGCAGAUGCCACCCCCCAAGACGUCGAUGAACAACAAUCAACAACCGCCACCACCAGUUCCCAUGGUGCCGCCGCCUCCCCCACCCCCGUCGUCAAGCCAGCCGGCGCCCCCGCCCCCACCCAGCAGCGGCAUCACCAGCCUGCCCUGGCAGAUGAGCACUGCAAGCACGACCUCCACCAUGGCCUCUGCUCCCUGGCAAAGUGCACCAACCUCAGGAGCCCCCCACAACCAUGGACCCCCGAUGCCAUGGCAACAGCAGAUGGUACAGCCCGUCCCGCCACCUGGCAUGCCCAUGAUGCCGCCACAGCCACCCCUACCCCCAGGGCCACCUCCCCCACCCCCUGGUGGGAUGUUCGGACAGGCUCCCCCUCCACCCCCUAUGGAUUUCUCUCAAAUGGGCAUGCCCCCUGCCCCGCUUGGCAUGCCUCCUGCACCCCCUCCUCCCCCACCAAAUUAAAUCAAGUGGUACGGUCCACAAUUUGCAUACAUGAUAAUAAUGAUUUAAAAAAAGGUGGAGUCAUCCUGUAGAGAAGUGUAGCACUUACAUUUGUGGAGCAACUUAAGGGGGGAGUGAUAAAAUCCGAGAUGCAGUGAAAGUUGCAACGGGGGACGGAGAAAGUUGUUGUCUAAAUUUAAUUUUUAUGUUUUUAUAAGUACCGGUCUGUCGUUAAAUGAUACAUGUUCAUGUUACAGUAGGUAUUAUAACAGGAAAGGACGUCCUUUACUGAUUUUUGUGGAAUCAAGGCAUCAAGAAAAGGGUACUUUGGGAAAUGAAAUAAAGCAAGCCAUUUCUAACAUUCAUACUGAUAUGUAAAGUCACUGCUCCAUUGAAACCAAAUCAAAUCAGUAAAUGUAUAUUAUGAAAACAUGGACUAUGUAUACCUAACAAGUAGUUGAAAAGCAUUGUAGUAGGAAUUGUGGACAAUGGCAAAAGUGAGAAAGGUGGUAUUUUACGAAGAAAGCAUGAAUAUGUGCUUGUGAAUGAUACAAACAUGUAGGAUACCAAUAGUCAACUGUUCACAUUAACUAGUAUCUUUCGUCCACAUCCAUUCAUGUCAAAAAUUCAACCUGUAAAUUUUGUGUGGGUUGAAGUCAUGUUUUUUAUGCUUGCAUGGAAAAGAAAUGUAAAAAAAAAGAAGAAAGGUUUACUCUGCUAUUUGCAGUAUAGACAGCUGUUAAAGAGGGCGGGUAUUGGGUGAGUAGAUCUAGUGAUGGUGUCGGUUUCUCACAAGUUGUAAAUACACUAAUAUUUGGGGGGUUCCAAUUUUCUCAAGGGACUCGUGCUUUAACUGAUAACUUUGGGCUAAUUCUUUCAUGUAUAUUAGUCAAAGCGUGUGGUGGCAGGGGGAAUGGUGAAGCAUUUUCUUCCGGGGUUAAAUUUGCUCUCAGAAUAUAUUGAAGAUCUUUGGUUGUGAUUUUGUUAGAAAGAAGGUUAUUAGAAACAAAUGUUUGGUGCAUUGUCUUCAGGCCUAAGCUAAUCAUAAAUGUUGAUCCCUAAAAAUGUCUUUAGCUGAGAAAGGAUGUUGUUUUCAAACAGUUGUUGCUACUAGUAUUUAGACAUCUUUUGUGAACAAAUUGCAGAUAGUUAACAUGAAUUUGUUCAUAUGAUAACAUACAAGUGCUGAAAUCUUCACUUUAGAAAAAUGCAACAUUCAAAAAAUAAUCUUCCAUAAUUUGUCAUUACAACGUAGUAUUUUAUUUGCAGUGUUGGUAAUGUGUUAUUAGAGUGCAAACUGUGAAGUAUUUUGGGGAGGUCAAAAUCCUGUGCAAGCUAAACAUAUCUAUAACAGUAUAAGAAGGUGUAACUCCUUGGUCAAAUUUGUAUGUCCUUCGGUCUGGCUUUUCAGGGGAAACAAAUGUUAUUUAGAAAUGUCUGCUGUACCUAGUUUGUGAAAUCCUUGGAAAUAUAAAACCUAGUCUAAGUUGAAUCUUUUUGUUGCUGAUCUUAGUAUUUUCUCACUAGAAGUUUGGAAUCGUUCCGUUCAUUACCAUGAUUGCUAGAGCAAAUGCUUUGUGUCCGAAGAUGAAUUCAAUAAAGUUGACAAGAAAAUU
Messenger RNA from Branchiostoma floridae (Florida lancelet), 3569 nucleotides. Its product is annotated as splicing factor 1-like. Gene Ontology annotation, cellular component: nucleus. The coding region runs from base 145 to 1974 and encodes 609 amino acids. Gene Ontology annotation, molecular function: mRNA binding; zinc ion binding. NCBI's taxonomy places the organism in Eukaryota, Metazoa, Chordata, Leptocardii, Amphioxiformes, Branchiostomatidae. The transcript has 15 exons. The record is from RefSeq and is a predicted model, not a curated record. Gene Ontology annotation, biological process: regulation of mRNA splicing, via spliceosome.